AUGGCUUCAUGUAACCCAUCAAUUUUAAGUGAACUACCUGAAGUAAGACCAAUCAAAUUGGCACUUCAGAUAUCAAAGCAAAUUGUAAAUGAGUAUCCACUCAAUACAUUUUCAAAGUGGAACCAUAUGGUACGUGUCACCGCUUACAUGUUACGUUUUGUAUACAACUCCAACAAACAUAAAGAUCAAAUAUCUGACCGUCAACAGGCUGAAUUAAACCUAUUGUUAAAUUCUAAAUCAGUGAGCUCCAAUAGUCGACUAAAAUUGCUUAACCCAUUUAUUGAUGCUUAUGGUCUUAUGCGCGUGGGUGGUAGAUUAAGUUACCUCGAUGCUUCAGAUGAGCGACGAUGUCCUAUUGUACUCCCGUCUAAGGGUAAAAUUGUAAAAAUGAUUUUUGAACAAAUGCAUUUAGGACUAUUACACAUUGGACCUCAAGGUCUACUUGCAAACAUACAAUUGAAAUAUUGGCCUUUACGUGGGCGAAGUUUAGCUCGUGCAACCUAUCAUCGGUGCAAUAUCUGUUUUCGCGUUAAGCCAAAUAUGCUGCAUCCACAAAUGGCACCUAUACUUCGAAGCAGAAUAUCAAUUCAAAGGGCCUUUUCCCGUACUGGUGUUGACUUCUGCGAACCCAUCCUGAUCAAAAGUGGAAUAAGAAGAGCUGGAUGUGGAAAGCGUACAAUCACAGAAAACUUGGCACACCAGGGAAUCAAAUGGCAUUUCAACCCUCCAGCAGCGCCUCACUUUGGUGGCAUAUGGGAUGCCGCAGUUAAAUCGACAAAAACCCAUUUAGUAAAAAUGACAAAUAAUAUCUUAUUAACAUUUGAAAAUCUGCUCUGCCGCAUUGAAGCCAUUUUAAACUCAAGACCGUUGACACCUCUAGCAGACGAUCCUUCAGAUUUUGAAGCUCUAACGCCUGGACAUUUUCUAGUAGGUGGUCCCAUACUCUUACCACCUGAACUAGAUUCUACUUCUAUACCUCAGAAUAGAUUGCGUCGAUAUGCCUUAGUCAGAUCCCAAAUGCAAUGGUUCUGGAAAAGAUGGAGCAAGGAAUAUCUGCCACAAAUUCAAAAACGAAACAAAUGGUUGAAACCUCAAAGAAACUUAAUUGUGGGUGAUUUGGUUAUUGUCAAAGAGGAUAACAUACCACCACUCAAAUGGAAACUUGCCCGUGUGCUGACGGUUCAUCCUGGUAAUGACAAUGUGGUUCGUGUCGUUACAAUUCGUAUGGGAAACGGAAGUGAAUACCAACGUCCAGUUGUACGAUUUGCUCUUCUACCAACAGUUGCAGAAGAGGAGACAGAUCAGUGUUUGUUAUAA
Messenger RNA from Myzus persicae (green peach aphid), 1317 nucleotides. RefSeq lists its product as uncharacterized. The record is from RefSeq and is a predicted model, not a curated record. Gene Ontology annotation, molecular function: nucleic acid binding. Lineage: Eukaryota; Metazoa; Arthropoda; Insecta; Hemiptera; Aphididae. Bases 1 to 1317 code for a protein of 438 amino acids. The transcript has 3 exons.